AUUUGCAUCGAAUGUUUUUGGUUGUAGGACGCGAUGGCGGUUGAUCCGUUUGAAAAUGAGGUAGAUGGCCCACCUCCAAACGUGAGGAGCUUUUUCCGGAACGAGUUCCGGCGCUCUCGGCUCGGAUUUCAGGGGCAGCGUUGGGAGAGCUUCGUCAGAGCGCGGUGGUAUGGCUGGGGAGACGACAGAAGGGGCCAGUGGGUGUUCGUAGUUGUGCGCUUCUUUCUGGCUAUGUACUGGAGCGUAUGCGUGAUGUUGAAUGUGCUUUUGCAAGGAGCCGGCGUCGGCUCCGUGUACGGCUAUGCCUCUGUUCUGGAACAGAGAUGGCUCCUCUACCUCACCAACUGGUGCGCUGCGAUUGAGUUAAUCUAUCUAUUCCUUGCUGCUUUCGUCUGUUUCCGUUUCGCUCUAAGUACCUAUCCUCUGCGGCCUUCAAAUCGCCGCGAAAUCACCUCCGCAUUUGCUGCCGGAUCACCAGUAUCCACUUCGGGCGAUGAAGGGUCCAAGUCGUCACAAGACGUCUCUUCGAGAGACGACGCUUGCUGCAAUCCGGAUCUCGAGGCUGGUGGCAAUGGCGAUGGCGGUGGCCUUGGCCAUGCUGUGGCCGGGGAGAAGGACGAUGACGGGAGGACCAUUGGUGUCGAGGAGAGCGGCUAUGGCGGCUCCAUGCACGUGAAGGAGAGCGGAUACGGCGGCUCCAUGCAUGUGAACGAGGCCGGCUAUGGCGGCUCCCUCAAACACGUGAAGGAGUGCGGUUAUGGCGGCUCCCCACAUGUGAAAGAGAGCGGCUAUGUCGUGCGCUCCAUAGCUGCGAAGGAGAGCGAGACGGAGCUUCCGUGGGUGUACAAGGUGAUCUGGGUCUUGCGUAAUGUUACAGCAACAUGUAGUUUUGUGGUGUUCGCGUCGUACAAUCUUUGGGUAGUCGUGUAUUCGUUGCGCUUGGAUGCUCUCGAUGUGCAGCUGCAUGGAGUGAAUUUCCUGAUCACUGUAAUUGACUCCGUGGUCGCUGCUACUCCCAUGCGGGUCCUUCACUUUUAUCAGCCUCUGGCAUUUGGAAUAACCUACGCUGCUUUCUCUCUCGUGUUCUGGACAGCGGGAGGUCGAAACAAGGAGGGAAAACCUUACAUCUACCCAACGCUGAACUAUGAGGAGGGGGCAAAGACAGCGGCGGUGUAUCUCGAGACGGAGGAGGAGGAAGAGAAGCCUGCAGCGAUGGAGGACGAGGAGGAGGAACAAAAAGAGGAGAAGGAGGAGGUUGAGGCGAUGGAGGAGGACGAGGAGGAAGAGGAGGAGGAGGAAGAAGAGGAAGAGGAGGAGGAGGAGGAUGCCGCGUCGAUGGAGCAGGAAGAGGACGGGAAGGUGAACGCCGCGGAGAUGGACAAGGAGGGGAGGGGGGGAGGAGGAGGAGGUGGACGAGGAGGAUGACAAGGACGAAGGAGGGAAAAAAGGAGGAGACGCCGGAGGAGGAGAAAGAAGACGAAGAAGAGGAGGACCGAAAAGAAGAAAAGGAGGAGGAGGAGGAGUAUGUUGUGCAUAUUUAAUAAACAUCACUUUCUCGC
This is a messenger RNA of Chara braunii, 1559 nucleotides long. NCBI's taxonomy places the organism in Eukaryota, Viridiplantae, Streptophyta, Charophyceae, Charales, Characeae. The record is from the annotation of a GenBank genome assembly.